Molecule: messenger RNA, 2873 nt
Organism: Hypanus sabinus (Atlantic stingray)
Lineage: Eukaryota; Metazoa; Chordata; Chondrichthyes; Myliobatiformes; Dasyatidae
Product: protein FAM8A1-like
Exons: 5
Coding region: 11-1024 (337 amino acids)
Source: RefSeq, a predicted model, not a curated record
CGGCGCGGAGAUGAGGGCGGAGCUCCGAGUCGCCUCAGUCAUGGCGAAGCAGCGCGGCGGAGGGAAGCUCGGGGACGGCUUUUGCCCCGCUGCCCAGGGCUCGGCGGGGAGCAGCAACGCGGCCCGUGGGGCCGCCAGCGCCGGGGAGUAUUGCAAGCGAGUACAGGAGUGGCUGUGGCAGUACUACAGCUACGUGCAAUGGCAGAGUUGGAUGAUGAUAACGGCCCCGCUGCCUCCCUAUUACCCUCUCCCCGCCGUUGCCGGCGGCGCGACUGCAGCCAGGCAGGGCGAAGGAGCUGCUGCGGCCGUGCCCGGGACCAACAGCGCCUACGGUCCCUUUUCGCUGUUUGCGCCCUACCUCGGGGCUCCGGCGGCAGCGCAGGCUCCGGGUGAGCAGCCUCCAGUACAGCAGGAGGUGGCAACGUCGUCGGUCAACGCGCUCAGACCACCAGCCGCCGAUGCGCAGCAACAGGCGGGGAACGCACAACCGGGAGGACGCGAGUAUACUAUCCCAUCGCUGAUGCAUCGAUUCCUUGCAGAGAUGGUAGAUUUUCUAAUCCUUUUCCUGUUGAAAGCUGUUGUGGUGCUGAUGGUGAUGCACAUCUGUGGGAUCAAAGAUCUUUCUAAGUUUGCACUCAAUUACAUAAUUGAAGAAAUUGAUGAAGACACCUCUCUGGAAGACCUUCAGAAAAUGAUGGCCGUAGCACUGAUGUACAGGCUGUUGGUCUGUUUCUAUGAGAUUGUUUGCCUGUGGGGAGUUGGCGGGGCUACACCUGGCAAGUUCCUGCUGGGGUUACGAGUCGUAUCCUGCGACAGCUCAGUGCUAGUUGCUCCUAAUCGGGUGCUGGUGGUCCCGGCACACAACGUGAGCAUCUCAUCGUCUGCAAUAAGAGCAUUGAUCAAGAAUUUUUCAAUUGCUUUUUUUUUCCCGGCCUUCGUUACAUUACUGUUCUUCCAACAUAAUCGCACAGCCUAUGAUAUUGUAGCUGGGACUAUUGUGGUCAAGAGAAAUGGAGUGAGAUGAAGAUGCCACAGAAGACUUGUAUAUAUUUUCAAACUACUUUGCUGUGGUUCUGCAUCACUCAGAAGAUGGGGGAGAAAACACCCUUUACUGACUGCACCCCAUGAUCUUAUGCAAGGCCGAGUGGACAAUGAACACACACACCUGCCAAUGUCAUAACAUUCCAGAAAUGGGAGUUAAUCUGUUCUCAUGGUUGAUACUGUGGUCCUUUAUGGGUCAUGAUUGACCUCACAUUAGAAAUUUGAAUAAUGUUCAAAUUUGUCUCAAUCAUUGAGAAGAAGUAUAUUCUAUUAAUACCGAUGUAAAAUUGAUAAGUUGUACAGAAUUCAUUUCACAUUUGGCCCUUUGUUUCAUUUUAGUCCUUUCCUCAUUGCAUGUCUGCAUAUGAGAAAAUAUCCUUUAGUUCCUUCCUGUGGGUCAUGAGGAAACCAAAACUAGUACCAGUGUUCUGAUAGUUAUCAGUCCCCACUGAAAUAAUUGGGCAGUUUGCUUGUAAAAUUGUUUUUAUCCUAAAGCUUUACCUAAUAUACAGGAGAAAAUGUGUGGAGAAAUGAAAGCAAUCUUUGACAUUGUAUUUGGCUUUCUGCUGUCUCUAAAGCCAGUGUCUAUUUCACGAUGUUAAAUCCCUACGUGCUCAAUAUUAGUUUGACUUCUGCGCAUUAUGAAAUGUUUUGAGCAAAAUAUUGAAUUUUGCUCAAGAUAAGAUUGAAUCAAGAAAAUGUUUUAAUUGGAUAUUUUGUAUGUAUUUCAGUGAUUUCUGUUUUCAUUAUAGCAUGCAUGCACAAUUGCUAUUGUGGUUUAAGAUGCCACUUGACUCAGUGUAACACUUUUUGCUUGUUAGACUAAGUCAAUACUGCAGUGUAACGUGACCUGCUCCAGACCUUCAUCAUUAUGGAUAUUGUAGCCAGCAAGUUUGUUUUAACCAAAAACAUUUGCAAAGGUUGAAAUACAUAGAAUAUUAAAUUUCUUAAGGAGCACUUUCCUUGUAUGCAGCCAUUUGCCACAUCUUGCUCGAUGUAUCCCUAUGGUUGUGACAGUUCUUGCUCAGGCUUGUGUAAAAUGAAGCUGAAUGGAGUAUGAGGUGAGGUCAUUGUACUGUCACUCCAAUGAACAGUAAUCAUCCAAAGUUAAUUUUUCUUCCAUUAAAUCUGAGCCUGAAAGGGUCACGAAGGUGGUAAUUUGCAAGUAUUAGUUGUCAAGUAUAGAGCCUGUAAGUUAACUGAUUUUUUAAAAAUAAGGCAUUGUAGCGGUGUGCUACACGCAGUGCUAAAAUAAUGACACGGAGUCGGUAAACUGCAGUUAAAGAAAGAUUUUAUUCGAACUUCACAGCCUUGCUUUAAAGCCUCCCUGAUCCCGCCCUUCCCGGGCACGGAUGCUGUAGGGGCACAUACUCACAAUCCCCCGCAGGCUUUUCCCUUUGUUGGUGAAGCAGACCUGGCGCCCUUUUGGGACUGGCCUUUGUGCCGGCGCACUGGCUAUUUGUGAGCCAGUUUGAGUGCGCUAGGAAGUGGGUCGCCACAGCAUAUCCAUUAAUCUUACAAAAAAUAUUAUCUCUAAGGAUUUUAAAUUUUAAAUACUUUUGAAUUAUUUUCAUUAUGUUGAGAAGCUACCCAGCUAUUUCCAUUGAAACAAUGUUAAUAUUGGCCAAGAAGUUCAAAAAUAUCCAGUUGUUUAACUUGUGACCUGGUAACAAGAUUUUGUUCAGUGCAGAAUCAGAAUAUUCUGCUUUUCAAGUUAGGUUAAUAUAAUGGCAUUCAGCAAGUGCCAACUAACUUGUGUUUGUUUAAUUUUGGAUGCUAUCCAGAUUGUUUUCUAAAUGCAUAUUUAGAUUAAACAGAAAAGAAUAACUUGA